GCGCGCAACGUUCACCGCUCCGGCGCGCGUGCCAAAGCCAAUAGUUUCUCUGACAACUCUGGCACAGACAGUGAUAUUCUGCCAGAGGUCACGAGAAGGAGGUACGCCACAUUUCUGUGUUGGUGGGGAGCGUGUGUAUUUGUAUAUACAUUUAAAGGAAAGAGAGUUGUUUUCUCCCUUGCCAUACUUUCCAGUUCGCGUGUCACCAUUUCCUCCAAAAACGAGCCGGACUUUUUAGUGCGAGCUUCCCGGGUGCUCCACAGCAAGCGAAUAAUUGGCGCGGUCGUGGGCAUCGUCAUGAUCGUGGCGCUGGUCAUCGCAAUUCCGCUUCUGAUCCAGACCUCCGAGGUUUCAGCGCACUACGAAAUGAUGGGCACUUGUCGGAUGAUCUGUGAUCCGUACAACCCCAAACCGAGCGCCACGGCUCUGGAGGUGAUGCAGGAUCUCAGUGCCAUCCCACCAUCUUUCGCUCAAGGGACUAGAGGGGAACCGGGCCGUACGGGCAAACCGGGACCCAGGGGUCCACCUGGCGAACCAGGUCCACCUGGUCCAAGGGGACCACCUGGAGACUCCGGCAGACCAGGAUUUACCGGCAUCACGUCGGGAACGGCGAGGACCGAGACUGGAGACGUUGGUCCAGCGUUGGGGAACAUCAAGAUCGCGUUUUAUGUGGGUCUCAAGAACCCCCACGAAGGCUACGAGGUGCUUCGGUUUGAUGAUGUUGUGACAAAUGUGGGAAAUCACUAUGAUCCCACUACUGGCAAGUUUACGUGCCAGGUAUCGGGGAUUUACUACUUCACCUACCAUGUGCUGAUGCGCGGAGGGGACGGAACAAGCAUGUGGGCAGACCUCUGUAAAAACGGACAGCAAGAGCCCAAACCGAGUGCCACGGCGCUGGAGGUGAUGCAGGAUCUCAGUGCCAUUCCACCAUCUUUCACUCAAGGGACUAGAGGGGAACCGGGGCGUCCGGGCAAACCGGGUCCCAGGGGUCCACCUGGCGAACCAGGUCCACCUGGUCCAAGGGGACCACCUGGAGACUCCGGCAGACCAGGAUUUACCGGCAUCACGUCGGGAACGGCGAGGACCGAGACUGGAGACGUUGGUCCAGCGUUGGGGAACAUCAAGAUCGCGUUUUAUGUGGGUCUCAAGAACCCCCACGAAGGCUACGAGGUGCUUCGGUUUGAUGAUGUUGUGACAAAUGUGGGAAAUCACUAUGAUCCCACUACUGGCAAGUUUACGUGCCAGGUAUCGGGGAUUUACUACUUCACCUACCAUGUGCUGAUGCGCGGAGGGGACGGAACAAGCAUGUGGGCAGACCUCUGUAAAAACGGACAGGUUCGGGCGAGCGCCAUCGCGCAAGACGCCGAUCAGAACUACGACUACGCGAGCAACAGCGUCGUGCUGCACCUGGACUCUGGCGACGAGAUUUAUGUCAAACUCGACGGCGGAAGUCUAAAUCUUACUGGUUCUCUGGGCGAUUUAGUUCGGGCGAGCGCCAUCGCGCAAGACGCCGAUCAGAACUACGACUACGCGAGCAACAGCGUCGUGCUGCACCUGGACUCUGGCGACGAGAUUUAUGUCAAACUCGACGGCGGAAAGGCGCACGGAGGAAAUAACAACAAAUACAGUACAUUUUCUGGUUUCAUUCUGUAUCCAGACUGA
Messenger RNA from Sinocyclocheilus grahami, 1662 nucleotides. Its product is annotated as complement C1q-like protein 2. The coding region runs from base 298 to 1662 and encodes 454 amino acids. Gene Ontology annotation, molecular function: protein binding. The record is from RefSeq and is a predicted model, not a curated record. Lineage: Eukaryota; Metazoa; Chordata; Actinopteri; Cypriniformes; Cyprinidae. The transcript is spliced from 5 exons.